CCAGUGGAUGUGGAGGACAGGAUAAAAGCAACACAAAGAGCAGAACCACUUCAGUCAAGAAAAUAAAUGAAAACUAUAGCUACCGGAGCAGCAUGCAGCUGCUGGGUUUGGAUGAGGGCCAGGAGGGUACCUCAGACACCGUCACAGCCAGGGGAGCCUACCUGUCACUCCUCUACCUUCGACACCUCAAGAUCAGGGAACUGCAGCGCAUCUCCCUAGGCAUUCUAAACUACCUGAGGUCCAUCGAGAGAACCCUGACUUUUGACACAGCUGGGAUGCGUGUGGAGGGAGGAGGAGCAUGUGGAGGAGGAGGAGCGGGAGAAGGAGGAGCAGGAGGAGGAAGAGCAGCAGGAGGAGGAGGUUUGGUCAGCACCACUGAGGAGUCAAGCUGGAUGAAUGCGGCCAGAGGGUGCAGUGGGACAGUCGGAGGUCUGGGCUCUCACCUCUACAGCCACAACACUCCUGUUGACUACAAGGUUCACUGUUCCGAGUUCAUGGAGUACCCAGAGGUGGAGAAUCUUCAUGAUUUCUACACCACUGAGGAGCGAUACGUCCACACCCAGGACCAGCGAGGGCUCUACGUGGUGUACGACGUGGCUCUGAAGGACCUGGAGGAGCUGGAAGACACACUGACUCUUCUGGGCUCACACUACAUCCAGAGGAGUAGUUGGAGGGUCAAGGGCCAGUCUGAGGGAGGCAGGGUCAAGGGUCAGUCUGAGAGGUCACAUAGCUCUGCAACGACAGACCUCCACUCUUCCUGGGCUCAGACAGAUAUGGAUAGAGUUGCAGUUCUCCUAGACCUGUGGACAUGCGAAGCUGCUUUUUUGGAGAGCAAAGUGCAGCUGUUGAACUGCUAUAUUGAGGCCUACCAGCAUGUGACAGGACCAGAAGAGAGGUUCUCCUUGGCUCAGGUCAUCACAGACAUCAUGCACAGAAGGCCUCGACUACACCUGGACAUGGGAGCAGAGUACUUUGUUCAGGCCUACCGGGCAGAGAUGGUCUGUAUGCAGACACACCAGCAACUCAUCAGAGCCGUGCUGGACAACCAAAUAGAUCGUCAGCGGCAAUACCUCCAUCGGGUGUGGAGAGGAGGUCAGGGACAGGGAGCUACUCCUUGUGACUAUGGUCUUCCUCCUAACUAUGUGGCCAAACAUCUGGUGUCCCUCGGUGGUGGCAGGCAAGUCCUAGUUCUACCCAUGAAUUAUAGACUGAUUACAGUGUCAUGUGAUAUCACCUCAAAACAGACUAACAUGUUAAACAGUAUAAAUGAAUAGCUAAUAUAAAAAUGUGUGCGCACACCCCUGCCUGUCUGUUCUCUUGCUACCAGUCCUGCCCUGAUGAAUGUGUUCCUUCUGGAGGUGCACCACU
Molecule: messenger RNA, 1368 nt
Organism: Salvelinus fontinalis (brook trout)
Lineage: Eukaryota; Metazoa; Chordata; Actinopteri; Salmoniformes; Salmonidae
Exons: 6
Coding region: 93-1274 (393 amino acids)
Source: RefSeq, a predicted model, not a curated record